This is a messenger RNA of Bipolaris victoriae FI3, 1908 nucleotides long. RefSeq lists its product as hypothetical. Bases 1 to 1908 code for a protein of 635 amino acids. The transcript has a single exon. Lineage: Eukaryota; Fungi; Ascomycota; Dothideomycetes; Pleosporales; Pleosporaceae. The record is from RefSeq and is a predicted model, not a curated record.
AUGGAAGCACUUCCACUACUAGUAUUAGAGCUAGUGUAUGAAUACCUGGGGCAAUGUGAACCUCACAGGGCCAGUUUGGUAGCUUUCGCGUCGGCUAGCAGGGUAUGCCGCGCUGCGGCUAGGCGAGAGCGCUUUUCCCGCCUGUCAAUCAACACAGACGACGCAGAAUUUGAUAAGAGAUUGGAAAGAUUGGAAUAUAUAUUGGAUCAAGCGAACAGCCGUGCUUAUAUUACGGUUCUGGAGCUCGGGACCGGUGCAGACGACCAAGCCAAGUGCGAGGAUAACAAGAAUAACGCCUUGUAUGUCUCAUGGACGAAACUUGCCCCCGACUUUUAUCCGGUAUCUUCCCUUCAAGCGUGGAAAUCAAGGAAUGAGCGUCGACCCGACGAAUACUGGCAACGGCUUGCGCAAUUUAUCUCUGGCCUCCACCUCAGAGACAUUAUAUGGAUGUCGACGGCGCAGUUACCUUGUUGUAUUCUCGCUGUGUUACAUAAGCAAAUGCCGGCUUGUCGGCUACACGUCCAUGGACUAGAUUUCCACAGCCUCCAUCAACAGGAUAUCCUUCAAGACAUUGAGGAAUCUGAUUACAUGCUAGCGACUUCUCCGUGUUUGUAUAACGUCAGUGUUCUCUACUCCAAGUAUGAUGCGACUGGUUGGGCAAACUACAACAGAGAGGCCACAUUGCAAUUGUCGGCUGGGCUAGCACCCAACCUGAAGCACGUCUCUAUGUGGGACAAUACACCACCACCAUCCGGGGAAAUUAUACGACAGAGGCCCACGCGACCCCAAUGGCAGGGGUUUCAUCCUCAGUCAGAUGGCGAAUGGUGUGAGAUACCCCAAGCUAAAGGUCAAAUUCAGGAUCUUGCUAUCAACGCCCUGUACGAAGUUUCUGGAUUAGAUUUGGCCUCUUGGGAGUGCCACACUGAUUUCUCUAUUCUGCGAUCUCUCCAGCUUGAAAGACUGAUGGAGUUGGAUGUUCUUAAAAGAUUAGCUGAUCUUGCAGAACAAGAUGGGCUCUCGCGCUUGAGAUCUCUGAGUCUACCAGCUAUCUCCGGUGAAUACGUGGAUCGUGUCGAUGCUGAAUCAAUAAUGACACGGCUCUGUGCAUCACUGCACCCUUUGGUCGAGCUUGGAAUUGUUGCGCCCGGACCCAUGAGCUUCGAGGCAAUACUUGAACGCCACGGCCACGGUCUACAAGUGCUUUGUAUUGAAGACUUCAUUCUUUCAGCACACCAGGUCAUCCAGCUGCGAGAUUCAUGCCCGAGAAUCAGAAAGCUGAGCAUUGAAAUGCUACGCUCUGCAGGUGAUCAUGUCGAGGUUCGAAUAUACCAGACCCUGGGCUCUAUGCGAUACCUGGAAAACCUAUCACUAAUGCUCAAAUGUACUGACUAUCGUGAGGAUGACGGGCCAGAUGCCCCUUGCAUCCUUGGGAUGCCUUCGAACGAUGAAGAAGAUCAAAAAGCGAUGGCAAUCGCCAUCCGCAAAGUUUUCAUCAACGCUGCUGUAGAUGAGAGUCUUGCACGAUCCAUCUUUCGACAAAUUUUGGCAACUCAUGCCUCGGUUAAAGCUGGCCUGCCUCCAAAGCUGGAUCUCAUACGUUUGCGGGUAGGCAUAGUAUCGGUACUUAACGACCAAAGGAUGGGCAUGGGUUUCGAAGGCGUUCUUGAAUGGAUAGCGAGAAGCUGGAUAUGCAGGCGUGACCCUCGAGACACACACCAAGACGAUGUCAAGAUUGAAGAAAUCAACAGUGACACCAGACUCCGCAAUAGCGAGCUGCUUGAAGAUGACAUGGAUGAAUUGAUGGAAAGCGAACAGUUUGCAGAUAUUUGGAAAUCCAUAUGGCCAGAGACAGGAGCAGGUUGGAAAGAAGAGUGGCAGAGUAUUCCGCUUACUAGUGCAAAAGACUAG